AAUGCAGUAAAAAUCCGGAAGUUGUCAUUCUACACUCGACUUCUUUCCCGCGGAAGUUUAUACGUCGUGUCUAGCAGUCACCUGAUCAUGAGCAAACGCAAGUCCAAAGAUGCUCCAAUGCCAAUUAAGGAAUGCAUCACACAGCUUCAGACGUGUCUGAGAGAACGACUUUGCAACCAGCAACUUCCCAGCAGACUGGAGGCGUCGGAGGCCCAACACAAACACUUGCUGGAGCUGCUGAAGCGGACGGCCAUCCACGGGGAGAGUAACUCGGUGCUGAUCGUAGGUCCCAGGGGAACGGGGAAAACCACGCUCCUCAGGUGUGUGUUGCGAGACCUGCUGCAAGAAAAGGAAGUGCAGAACAACCUCUUGCAGGUCCGACUCAACGGCCUCUUGCAGACUGAUGACAGAAUAGCCCUGAAGGAAAUAACGCGACAACUCCACCUGGAAAACGUUGUUGGGGACAAAGUGUUUGGGAGCUUCGCAGAGAACUUGGCUUUCCUGUUGGAGGCGCUGAGAAAAGGCGAUCGCAGCAACACCCGUCCAGUCCUGUUUGUCCUCGAUGAGUUUGACCUGUUCGCCCAUCACAAGAACCAGACGCUGCUCUACAACCUGCUGGACGUGUCCCAGUCGGCACAAUCUCCGGUGGCGGUGGUCGGCCUCACCUGCAGACUGGACGUCCUGGAGCUGCUGGAAAAGCGAGUGAAGUCGCGUUUUUCCCACCGUCAGAUCCACCUGCUCAGCAGCCUGACCUUCCCUCAGUACCUCCACCGAGUGCGAUCCCAGCUCAGCUUGUCGGACGGCUUUCCAGACCGGAAGUUCAGCGAAGACUGGAACGACAGUGUCCAGAGUCUUUGUGAAGACAAAUCGGUGGAGGAAGUUCUACAGAGACAUUUUCACUCCAGUAAAGAUUUCCGCUCUUUGCACACGUUGCUGAUGUUGUGUUUAAGUGGCGUGUCUGCAGUUAAUCCCAGCAUCAAACCAGCAGACGUGCUGGAAGCCAGCAGACUUUGUUUCAGCGACGCCCAGUCCAACAUGCUUCAUGGUCUUUCCAUCCUGGAGCUGUGCCUGGUCAUCGCCAUCAAACACCUCAACGACGUCUACCAGGGCGAGCCCUUCAACCUGCAGAUGGUUCACAACGAGUUUAAGAAGUUCCUGCAGAGAAAGUCCAACUCCAUGUACAACUUUGAGCCAGCGGUGAUCAUGAAGGCCUUCGAGCAUCUGCAGCAGCUGGAGCUGAUCAGACCCGUAGACGGCUCCUCGGCGAGAACUCAGAAGGAAUAUCAGCUGAUGAGACUGGCGCUGGACCACAGUCAGAUCAUGGAGGCCAUGCAGAAGUACCCACAAUGCCCCACUGACAUCAAGCAGUGGGGCAUGUCAGCGUUUGGAUAGAAAUGGGAAAUAAAGGUUGGAUUUUGUUUGUGUUCUCACAUUAAACAUGAAACAAAUGCA
Nerophis lumbriciformis (worm pipefish) is the source of this 1452-nucleotide messenger RNA. It is a transcript of the gene orc4, whose product is annotated as origin recognition complex, subunit 4. Gene Ontology annotation, cellular component: nucleus; nuclear origin of replication recognition complex. Gene Ontology annotation, molecular function: ATP hydrolysis activity; DNA replication origin binding. Gene Ontology annotation, biological process: DNA replication initiation; DNA replication. The record is from RefSeq and is a predicted model, not a curated record. Lineage: Eukaryota; Metazoa; Chordata; Actinopteri; Syngnathiformes; Syngnathidae.